Molecule: messenger RNA, 1766 nt
Organism: Enhydra lutris kenyoni (northern sea otter)
Lineage: Eukaryota; Metazoa; Chordata; Mammalia; Carnivora; Mustelidae
Product: protocadherin gamma-A12-like
Biological process (GO): homophilic cell-cell adhesion
Cellular component (GO): plasma membrane
Molecular function (GO): calcium ion binding
Source: RefSeq, a predicted model, not a curated record
GGCUUGUCCUGCUGGGAUUUCUCCUGGGGAAUCUAUGGGAAACUGGGUGCACCCAAAUUCACUAUUCACUUCCUGAGGAGCUGGAGAAAGGCUCUAGGAUGGGAAACAUCGCCAAGGACCUGGGGUUGGAGCCCCAGGAACUAGAGGAGCACGGAGUCGGUAUAGCCUCCAGAGGUACGACUCAACUUUUCGCUCCAAACCUUCGAAGCAGCAGCCUUAUCUUCGCAGGCAGGGUAGACUGGGAAGAACUCUGCAUGGGGGUCUUAAAGUGUCAAUUAAAUCUGGAGAUUUUGCUGGAGGAUAAAGUAAAAAUAUACAGGGUUGUGGUAGAAGUGAGAGACAUCAACAAUAAUGCCCCCUAUUUCCGGGAAGAUGAAUUAGAAAUAAAAGUGAGUGAAAACGCAGCCACUGAGUUGCAAUUCCCUCUUCCCCACACUUGGGAUCUGGAUAUCGGGAAGAACUGUCUCCAGAGCUACUGACUCAGUAGUAAUACUGACUUCUUUCUGGACGUGCAAAGCGGAGCGGAUGGUAACACGUACCCAGAAUUGGUUUUGGAGCAUGCCUUGGACCGGGAGCAGAAGGCUAUUCAUUACCUUGUUCUCAUGGCUGGGGGUGACCCAAUCCGCACAGGCACUGUGCGCAUCCGUGUGAUGGUAGUUGAUGUGAAUGACAAUGCACCAGUAUUUGCACAGUCUGAGUACCACAUGAGUGUUCCAGAGAAUGUGGUCAUAGGCACUAAGCUGCUUCGGGUAAGCACCACUGACCCUGAUGAAGGAGCCAGUGCUGAAGUGAUGUAUUCCUUCCAUUAUGUGGACAACAAGGCAGCGCACGUUUUCAAACUAGAUGCUAAUUUAGGGACAAUUUCAACAAUAGGGGAGCUGAACCACAAGGAAUCGGGGUUCUAUGAGAUGGAAGUGCAAGCUGUGGAUAAUGCAGGAUAUUCUGCACAAGCCAGAGUCUUGAUCACAGUAUUGGACAUGAAUGAUAACGCCCCUGAAGUAGUUAUCACCUCUCUCCCCAGCUCUAUUCUGGAAAACUCUCCCAGAGGGACAUUAAUUGCCCUUUUAAAUGUAAAUGAUGAAGACUCUGGGGAAAAUGGACAAGUGAUCUGUUUCAGCCCCAAGAAUCUGCCGUUUAAAUUAGAAAAGUCUUAUGGAAAUUACUACAGUAACAAUUCUAGCUAUAUCAUCACCAUGACCGCCAGUGACAGAGAAAGUCUGUCCCUGUCCACGGAAACUCACAUCUCACUGAAAGUAGCAGACACCAGUGACAACCCGCCUGCCUUCUCUGAUGCUUUCUACUCUGCCUAUAUCAUGAAGAACAACCCUAGAGGAGCCUCCAUAGUGUCUGUGACUGCCUAUGACUCCGACUAUGGAAAGAACGCCCAGGUCACUUACUCACUGGCGGAGAACACCCUUCUCAGAACACCCAUAUCCUCCUACAUCUCCAUCAACUCUGACACUGGCAUUCUAUAUGCCCUGUGUUCCUUCGACUAUGAACGAUUCCAAGACUUGCAUCUACAAGUGAUGGCCCACGACAGCGGUGACCCUCCGCUCAGCAGCAACGUAUCUCUGAGCCUGUUGGUGCUGGACCAAAACGACAACGUGCCAGAGAUUCUGUACCCCCACCCCCCGCCCCCGCCAACCGAUGGCUCAACAGAUGUGGAGCUGGCACCCCGCUCUGCAGAGCCUGGCUACCUGGUCACCAAGGUGGUGGCGGUGGACAGAGACUCUGGCCAGAACGCCUGGAGGAAAGGAGAAUCCUGA